AUGGCUAAUACUGUAGAACAAGCCUCAAUGUAUUCAUCCUUUGUAGACGCCAGAAUCUCAUUCUCCAAUGAUUUUGCAGACAGUGAUCAUCACAGUGGUAACCAACUUCAUCAGACAGUUUCAUCAUCAAUACAGGACCAGAUGAAGUACAAGGAAGCUCCUGUUUCGUCGGAUUUCAAAUUCAAUGUCGAAAGCUAUGGUUUUACCUCCGCAGCUGAUGAGAUCUUCUUUGGGGGAGUUUUGUUGCCACUAGAGAAGACUCAUGAGAAGAAAGUGACUACAAUGAGAGAGGAACUAAAUGCUCAAGAUUCUGACCGUUCGAUCUCAAAGGGAUCUCGUAAUUGGUGGAAAUUAGGUCUAUACAAGUCCAAGAAAGUUCAUUCCAACAACAACAACAUCAACUAUCUUCCCCAAAAAUCUCAGAAUUGUCUUGCAAGUAUAUUGGAAUCGUCUGAUGACUAA
Molecule: messenger RNA, 462 nt
Organism: Microthlaspi erraticum
Lineage: Eukaryota; Viridiplantae; Streptophyta; Magnoliopsida; Brassicales; Brassicaceae
Source: the annotation of a GenBank genome assembly